Messenger RNA from Letharia columbiana, 372 nucleotides. RefSeq lists its product as uncharacterized. Lineage: Eukaryota; Fungi; Ascomycota; Lecanoromycetes; Lecanorales; Parmeliaceae. The transcript has a single exon. The coding region runs from base 1 to 372 and encodes 123 amino acids. The record is from RefSeq and is a predicted model, not a curated record.
AUGGAGCAGCAAGGCAGCCUUUCAAAUCUUGGUGUGAGAGCCACAGCCGAGAACCGCAGCGGGCGUGUUUCUGACAUCCUCUCUGCCUUUGCGGCUGUUGCUGUGCGCAUGAACCUUGUCAGGCCUGCUCUCCUGAGACAGAUCUCGGGCCGGAGACGGCGGGCUGACGGACGACAUCGAGUACAGGUACUGCUUGUCCAAAAAUGUUCAUCUGUCGGUCGGUUCCGGGACGGAGAAUCUUCUGUUGCGCAGCAGAUGAACCAUGGGACCUUGGUGAUGUACCUGAAGCCUGGUGCAGUAACGCGAAUUGUGGCAGGCAAUAUCAUGGGGUUGGGGAUGGACUCCAUCGAUUCCGCGCUUAACGGCGAGUAG